Molecule: messenger RNA, 927 nt
Organism: Polypterus senegalus (gray bichir)
Lineage: Eukaryota; Metazoa; Chordata; Cladistia; Polypteriformes; Polypteridae
Product: intelectin-like
Exons: 7
Coding region: 1-927 (308 amino acids)
Molecular function (GO): oligosaccharide binding
Source: RefSeq, a predicted model, not a curated record
AUGGAGGAUUUAAUACUUGAUCUACCCACCUUUGUGAGAUCUUGUUUUAACGAUCCUGGUGAUUUUUUGGACUGGUUAAAAACAUUCAAUUAUGUUGGCCAGAGUUGCAAGGAUAUAAAGGAGAGAUACGGAGUUCAAACAGAUGGACUUUAUUAUUUAAAGUCUAAAACAGGAAUCAUUUAUGAAACCUACUGCGACAUGACCACUGAUGGUGGAGGCUGGACUCUAGUUGCCAGUGUUCAUGAGAACAAUAUGCUUGGAAGGUGCACUGUUGGAGACCGCUGGACCAGUCAGCAAGGGGGUUCGAGUGUUUUUCCUGACGGAGAUAGUAACUGGGUUAACAAAGUUACCUUUGGAAAUGCUGAGGGGGCAACAGGAGAUGACUACAAGAACCCAGGAUAUUAUGACAUUCAGGCCCAGGACUUGUCAGUGUGGCAUGUUCCCAACCUAGUUUCGAUGGAAAACUGGAAAAAAUCUUCCAUUGCAAGGUAUCACACAAACAGUCGAUUUUUCCCAAGGUAUGGAGGAAAUCUUCAUGGACUCUUUCAGCAUUUUCCAUUGAAAUACAAAGGUGGUGUGUGCAAAACUGAUAAUGGGCCUUCUAUUCCUAUUGUUUUCGAUGAGGGGGAUGCAAAACAUUUAAGAGAAAUGUAUGGGCCCCGCACAUAUGCUGGCACAGAACCUGGCUAUGUCACUUUUAGAGCAUUUAAUACUGAACAAGCAGCUCUGGCAAUCUGUUCUGGAGUAAAAGUGAUUGGGUGUCACACCGAACAUGUUUGUUUUGGUGGUACCGGGUACUUUCCUGAAGGUAGCCCUAAGCAAUGUGGAGACUUUGCAGGUUGGGACUGGAGUGGUUAUGGAACACACAAAGAAUGGAGUGCAACCAAAACAAUAACAGAGUCAGCUGUGCUGUUGUUCUAUCGCUGA